CUGGAUACAGGCUGCCAGAGGGCUCAGAAGCCCAGUGCACCUCCCUGUCCCAACUCUGUCCACCUGCUGCUGUGGCCACAGCAACAGAAGAGAUAGCUAGUAAGGCAGGAGUGAGGCCCAGUACCUUGUGGACAGUGGUGUCAUUAGCUGUGAUGCCUAAGAUGUCUCGAGAGAUGGAAGAGCUCACCCAAACCAGGUUGCAGAAGAUCUGGAUUCCACAUAGCAGUGGCAGCAGCGGGCUACAACAGAGGAGGGGCUCAUCAGUGCCCCAGUUUACCAAUUCCCCCACAAUGGUGAUCAUGGUUGGCUUACCAGCUCGAGGAAAGACCUACAUCUCCACGAAGCUCACGCGAUAUCUCAACUGGAUAGGAACACCAACUAAAGAUUCUUUCCAACCUCUUCACCAGGUUUCCCUGCUCUCAGUGUUUAAUUUAGGCCAGUACCGACGAGAGGCAGUGAGCUACAAGAACUAUGAAUUCUUUCUUCCAGACAACAUGGAGGCCCUACUUAUCAGGAAGCAGUGUGCCCUGGCAGCCCUGAAGGAUGUCCAUAACUAUCUCAGCCGUGAGGAAGGUCAUGUUGCGGUUUUUGAUGCCACCAACACUACUAGAGAACGACGGUCACUAAUUCUGCAGUUUGCGAAAGAACAUGGUUACAAGGUCUUUUUCAUUGAGUCCAUCUGUAAUGACCCUGGCAUCAUUGCAGAAAACAUCAGGCAAGUAAAACUUGGAAGCCCUGAUUACAUAGACUGUGACCGGGAAAAGGUUCUGGAAGACUUUCUAAAGAGAAUUGAGUGCUAUGAGGUCAACUACCAACCCUUGGAUGAUGAACUGGACAGCCACCUCUCCUACAUCAAGAUCUUCGAUGUGGGCACACGCUACAUGGUGAACCGAGUGCAAGACCACAUCCAGAGCCGCACAGUCUACUAUCUCAUGAACAUCCAUGUCACACCCCGCUCCAUCUACCUAUGCCGGCAUGGUGAGAGUGAACUAAACCUCAGAGGCCGCAUUGGAGGUGACUCUGGCCUCUCAGCUCGGGGCAAGCAGUAUGCUUAUGCCCUGGCCAACUUCAUUCAGUCCCAGGGCAUCAGCUCCCUGAAGGUGUGGACCAGCCACAUGAAGAGGACUAUCCAGACAGCUGAGGCCCUGGGUGUUCCUUAUGAGCAGUGGAAGGCCCUGAACGAAAUUGAUGCGGGUGUCUGUGAGGAGAUGACCUAUGAAGAAAUCCAGGAACACUACCCUGAGGAAUUUGCACUACGGGACCAAGAUAAAUAUCGCUACCGCUAUCCCAAGGGAGAGUCCUAUGAGGAUCUGGUUCAGCGUCUGGAGCCAGUUAUAAUGGAGCUAGAACGGCAGGAAAAUGUACUGGUGAUCUGCCACCAGGCUGUCAUGCGGUGCCUCCUGGCCUACUUCUUGGAUAAGAGCUCAGAUGAGCUGCCAUAUCUCAAGUGUCCUUUGCACACAGUGCUUAAACUCACACCUGUGGCUUAUGGCUGCAAAGUGGAGUCCAUCUACCUGAAUGUGGAAGCUGUAAACACACACCGGGAGAAACCUGAGAAUGUGGACAUCACCCGAGAACCUGAGGAAGCCCUGGACACUGUCCCUGCCCAUUACUGAGCCCUUUCCAAGAAGUCAAACUGCCUUUGUCUCCACUGUUUCCCACCUUUAAGUGCUGCUUACCUUGCACUUCUCUUACCUCAAGACGCUGGACUUGGUCUUACUAGAAGACCCCUGCUUCUAAUGAAGAAGCCCUCAGCAUCUCCAAAACAGGCCUCGAUUUCCAGCUACAACCAAGGAGCUGUCUAGUUAUGAAUGAAGCUUUUUCUUUCUUAAUUCCUAGUUCCUUAUCAAUAAAGCCUUCUCUUGCUGCCUACAAGGAGGGAGAGGAAGUCAUUGUGAGACUUCUCCUACAA
Messenger RNA from Lynx canadensis (Canada lynx), 1912 nucleotides. It is a transcript of the gene PFKFB1, whose product is annotated as 6-phosphofructo-2-kinase/fructose-2,6-biphosphatase 1. The transcript has 14 exons. Gene Ontology annotation, molecular function: ATP binding; fructose-2,6-bisphosphate 2-phosphatase activity; 6-phosphofructo-2-kinase activity. Gene Ontology annotation, biological process: fructose metabolic process; fructose 2,6-bisphosphate metabolic process. NCBI's taxonomy places the organism in Eukaryota, Metazoa, Chordata, Mammalia, Carnivora, Felidae. The coding region runs from base 153 to 1616 and encodes 487 amino acids. Gene Ontology annotation, cellular component: cytosol; 6-phosphofructo-2-kinase/fructose-2,6-biphosphatase complex. The record is from RefSeq and is a predicted model, not a curated record.